Molecule: messenger RNA, 1209 nt
Organism: Rotaria sp. Silwood2
Lineage: Eukaryota; Metazoa; Rotifera; Eurotatoria; Philodinida; Philodinidae
Source: the annotation of a GenBank genome assembly
AUGGUGAAUGAACAUUCGAAUGUGCUCAAACAACAGCAAAGAGCCAUCACAACUAUGUCGGCGAUGUUAAUGUCCUUUACAAAAGAAUUAGCAUCAAUCAAUCAAGCAAUGACAAUGCAUUUCAUUCACGAGUCCAUGGAAGACAUCUUCGCCAACAAACUCAACUUACGAUUCAUACAUCCUCAUGAUCUACCACAAGUGCUACAAAUCAUCACAAAACAGACUAACAUAAAUAUAGAAGAAAUAGAUGAUGCAUUCCCAAUAAUUGAACUUAUCAAUCAACUACUAAUACAACAGCGAAUUGAAUUCAUUCAAAUAAAAAAAAAUGAUGAACAAAUAGACGGAGGUGUGAUUGGUAAUCUAUUAUUUACAUCAUUCUUUGCAGCAUCAAACAAAAAUCAACAGCCAUUCUCAACAUAUAAGCUAACUUCAAUACCAUUCAAUCAAGCAAAUCAAAGAUGGAAAUUAGCACAAAUACCCCACAUCAUUAGUAUCUCUAGCAAAACACUUGAACUAAUCCAAUGGACGAAAAAAGAAAGCAUAACAUGUAAAUUCAAAUCAUUAUCAUCGUGUCGGGAAACACCACCAAUUCAAAAGAACUGGCAACAAACGUGCUUAUUUGAAAUAUUAACAGACUCAAAUCUAACAUUCUGCCGUAUUGAAUUAGAAUUAGAACCCAUCUUUAUACAAAGAAUCGGUCAACAAUGGGCGAUAUCGACAAGAAACGAAACCAAGUGUCAUCGUGUGGCGCAGCUGGAAGAAGAACAGCAUGCAAUAACAACAAACAACGAAAUAACCAUUCCACCGAUUGCACUAUUAACUAUAGAUAGAUCAACAACAUGGAGUUGUGAUCAUUUCUUACUACCUGGUAUAUCAAACGACACGAAUGAACUUAUUCAUAUUAUUGACAACAAAAAAUUGAAUUAUGAUGAUUCAAAAUUGAUUAAUUUAUAUCAAACGAUGAAUAACAAUACUCAAUGGAAGAAAAUACCAUACAUUCCAGAAAAUAUAAAAAACAUGAUCGAAUAUGUAAUAGCGACAACACCAAUACCCACACCAACAGCAACUGCAUGGUAUCAACAUGGAUUAGCAGUAACAGUGGGAUUACUUGGGAUAAUCGCAACUACUUCAAUCACCCUGUACUUCAAAUUAAUAGGUAAAGUGAAAAAAACAUCAACAGCUGAUAUAAUUACGAUGCCAUCAAUGUGA